Messenger RNA from Misgurnus anguillicaudatus (oriental weatherfish), 5526 nucleotides. The record is from RefSeq and is a predicted model, not a curated record. NCBI's taxonomy places the organism in Eukaryota, Metazoa, Chordata, Actinopteri, Cypriniformes, Cobitidae.
GAGGCGGGCUGUAACCUGUCUCACUGUCUCUGUGUCUGUCUGUCUGUCUGACUGAAGUGAUCAUGGACACAGCAGAUCUGAGACGCCCUGGAUUAUGUCUGGACAUACACUGGAUCUAUUAACUCAACUUUAUUUAUUUAUUUAUUUAUGAGUUUUGAUCUUUGAGCACUACAGUAUGCACUCCAGAGCAAAGUCACAGAGUUGUGAUAAUUAUCUGUGUAUUAAGGAUUCGGAGUCAUUGGAUAACUGCAUUCAGAGCAUCGUGUCUGCUCUUUAUCCUCCGUUCAGUGUCACCGCAGCUACGGUCCUCUGGCAGCUCUUCAGUGUUGUAGAGAGACAAUACCGCGGUGAUGGACUUCGAUGUUUCAUUGACUUUCUCUUACCUGCCAAGAGAAUCCUGCACAUAAUUAAACAAGAGGCCUGUCUGCGAUUUAAAGGUCUGUUGCUGUAUCACGAGGGAUGGCCGCUGUGUUUACAUGAGAAGGUGAUCCUGCAGCUCGCACCCUUGCAUAAAGUUCGCCUGCGACAGGGAGAUUUCUACCUGCAGGUCGUUCCUUUAGGCCGCAAGUCUGCCAAACUGGUCGUAAAAUGCCUGUCUGGCAGCGGGCAAGCCAUCACAGAGAUCCCCGUCGCCGAGAGCAUGUACGGGAACGUGUUCACGCCUGACUUCGUACAGAAUGUAACGCGCGAUCGUAACCUGCACCCUCUUCAGAACUGCCUCCUCAGUACCGGCGGCACGGUCUACCGUACGCCCUGGAAGAACGUGGUCAACCCUUUGUUCGUGACCAGCACCGCAGACGCCAUCAUGCAGGCUCGCGGCGCCCUGCGGGGUCAGCUCAGCACCUGCAGUACUCACGGCUCGACCGGAACUCUCGACAGCCGUCGCAGCUCUCGAGAGUCUCUGCACUCGCAGGGGGCCGAGUCCACCGCGUCCGCACCCGUUCUCAGCCGUAGCCUGACGGAUAUGGGAAUCGACUUCAUUCGCUCCCCAGACGCGUCUUUACAUCAGACUCACUCGCUUCCACAGACUCCUACCGUGAGCGGCCCGGACCAGGGAUGCAUUAAAAGCGGAAGCGGUCACAAAACGCUCUCGUUCGGAACAGAUCUCAGUAAUCCGGGCCUACGGAAACAUCACAGCAGAGACUCUGCGGCUUUCGAGGCACGCCGGCUCUUCCGUAAAUCGUAUAUGGAGGCGCUGCAGAAUCCCAUGAACCUUGGAUCUAGCUCCGAGUCCAUUCUGGAAGAAGGCACGGAGACCUCGGACUCGAGGGAGCAACGACAGUCGGACAGUCGCUCCGUUCAAAAGGAGCAGAUCCCGCGGAGAAUCUGUGCCCGUGGAUGGUUGGGUGGUGAUGAAUCUCGCUGUUCUCCUAUCCAGACGCAAAGCACCCCUCAUAAUCCAGCGCUCAGUCCAGGGGAGAGACGCUCGAAAUCUCUUGAACGUACUAACAAAGGUGUGCAGGUUAAAGGUCAUCGGGCACGCUCCUCUUCUGGUGGCUCUAGCAGUGGUCUUCCCAAGAAACUUAUGAACGGUUAUGCACUUCGUUUUGGCAAACUGGACUUGGAGGCGGCACUCCCUGGAAUUGAGAAACGGAGCAACAAAGACAAUUCAGGUGUCUCUGAAGACGCUCUUCGGUCGAGUCACAACAGAAACAGUAACAGUGAAGAUGAAUUACAGUCGUGUAAUAAUAAAGUUCAUUCGUCUCCGGUGUCCACGUCGCCGUCUGCCGUCUGUAGUUUGUCACAGGUCAAUCAAAGACUUCUGACCUCUGGAGCUCUUCAGCUUCCUGGUAAUGUGGACCGUAACGGUCGAGCGGUGUUACAGGUGUGCUGUAGGUCUGAUGUGUGGACAGAUGCUUGUUGUACACGAGUGAGAUCAGUGAACUGUCUGUGCUGUUACUUCAGCGGACUGCGACAGGAGAAACGUGAUUUGGGUUUGACGGUUCUGGUGGACUGUCGAAGACGACCGUCUGCUAGUGUCCUGUUCUCAGGCCUGUCUCAGUUUCAGUCUUCUUUACCAAAUGCACUUUACUCUGUUCUGUUACUCGUGGACAAAGAUGCAGCUGUAAAACUGGAGAGAGACUUUACAGUUCAAUGUGAAGUCUUGACAUCUUUGAAAGCUCUACAGAAACACAUUGAUUCUUCUCAACUCACCAGAGAUUUAGACGGCACCUUCUCAUAUGAUCACAGCCAUUACAUUCACUUCAGACAGAAAAUUGAACCGUUUGCUCAUAGCUGCAGUGUGGCGAUCUCUUUUCUUCAGAGCUCCAUUGAGACUUUAAACAACAUCAGCAGUCUGCACACAUCUGCGGAGGUGUCAGAGGUCAUCAACCUGCAGAAGAAUCUCAUGAAGAAUAUCCUGGAGGACACAAAACUGAACCGGCUGCGGCUGGAGGGUGGCACAUUUCUGGCGCGCAUCAGGAAAGAAGAUAUGUGUGAAAAUGAAAAUUACAGGGACGCUGUGGAUUUGGUGAGCGCUCUGUAUAAUCAGGUGGAUGAAGAGGUCCAUAAACUGGUCAUCCUGUCUAACAGAUCCCUACAACAACUAGAGAACAUGCUGGAGGAGAUCUCACUUCAGGAGCAAAGAGAGGAGAUUAAAAACUGGUUUUACGUAGAGAGUGAAAAACAUUUAGCUCCUCUGGACUCGUAUGAUCUCAGUUUGAGCGCCGUUCAGGACAUGAGACAGAAUCUCACCCAGUUCAUCAAAGACUCUUCAGAACGACAGACGAAAGCUGCAGUGUUGAUGAAAGAGUCGAAAUCAUUUUCCAGUUCAGAUUUACUGGAGUUCACACAACACAUCACCUCCAUUCAGCAGCGCUGCCAGACACGCAACGAUGACCUGGAGCUUCUGCUUAACCUCUAUGAGUUUUAUGAAUCGGCACACCAGUGGAUGAUUCAUUGUCAGGAGUAUUUCUGUCAGCUGAAGGUGGAUGAUGAUUCGGUCAGAUUCAGUCCUACAGUUUUGCACAUCCUUCAGGAUUAUCACAGUGAAGCCACUAAAUUCUCAUUGGAAAACUUCAGCACGCUCAAUCAGAUGGUGUUAAACCUCAACAGCCCACGAGAGCUUCAGCACUGGAACGGCGUUUGGCAGAAAUGCCAGCAAACCAAAACCCAACUCGAGGAGCUGAUGGCCAAGAUUGCUUCAGAAGAGUCCGGUUCCUGUCCUCCUGCGCUGGCAGAAACACCUGGUGCCGCUUCACCCAUCUCCUGCUGUACGCCUGACUUUGAGUUUGAUGAUGGGAAGCCUCAUUCUGCAGGACCGUUCUCCAAAAGCCACUUUCCCUUCCCGUUCUCCCCAGAGAGCGACAAACUGUCCCCGUCGUUGUUCGACGACACGGACAGCGACUGCACCGUCGACUCUUCGACCUCCUGUCAUUCCGAGCCCAUUCGUUCUCCGGCCGCACGUCAUCGUAAGCAGCCUCUGAAGAAGCUCAUGAAGAAGACGGUGAGCUACGAGCUGACGCCCCGUGACAAAGGUCACUCGGAUGCCGGUCAUCAAGGCUACACGGGCGUUUACAUCAAAGGUCUGGAGGUGACCAACAAUGUGUGCGUGGAGCAGAAGCUCCAGAGGUCGGAUGUGACGAGUCCAACGCUGAGUCGCAGUCACAGUUUAUCCUCACCGCCCAGAGCUCACAGCAGACACAGUGAUGGAGACAUCAAGAGACACAGCAGUAAAGUCCAGCACAUCAUGGAUGAGAUGAUUUCCACAGAGAGAGAAUACGUCCGAUCUCUCAGAUACAUCAUCGAACAUUAUUUUCCCGAGAUGGAGCGCCUGGACCUGCCGCAGGACCUGCGAGGAAAGCGCAGCAUCGUUUUUGGGAAUUUGGAGAAGUUGUGUGACUUUCACAGUCAAUACUUUCUUAAAGAUCUGGAGAUGUGCGCUCACUCGCCUCUGUCUGUCAGCGGCUGUUUCCUCCGACACGAGGAACAGUUUGGUAUGUACGCUUUAUACAGCAAAAACAAACCCCGAUCAGAUGCCCUGUUAACAAGUCACGGCAACAGUUUCUUUAAGAAUAAACAGCUGGAGUUGGGUGAUAAGAUGGACCUGGCGUCUUACCUGUUAAAGCCCAUUCAGAGGAUGAGUAAAUACGCUCUUCUGCUGAAGGAUCUUAUUAAAGAGUGUGGCCAUUCUCAAGAGCAGGAGCUCACUGACCUCAGAACAGCUGAAGAGAUGGUCAGAUUCCAGCUACGUCACGGCAAUGACCUCUUAGCCAUGGACGCCAUACGUGGAUGUGAUGUGAAUCUGAAGGAGCAGGGCCAGCUUAGAUGUCAAGACGAGUUUAUCGUCUGGUGCGGACGCAAAAAAUACCUCCGCCACGUCUUCCUGUUUGAAGAUCUCAUCCUCUUCAGCAAGACCAAAAAGAUAGAAGGAGGAUAUGACAUCUACAUCUACAAACAGUCCUUCAAGACGGCUGAGAUCGGAAUGACGGAGAAUGUGGGAAACAGCGGUCUGCGCUUUGAGAUCUGGUUCAGGCGGAGGAAAUCUCAGGACACCUUCAUCCUUCAGGCCGGUUCUGGAGACGUGAAGGCCGUGUGGACCGCUGUGAUCGGUAAAAUCUUAUGGAGACAAGCCUUACGUAACAGAGAGUUGCGAAUGCAGGAGAUGGUUUCAAUGGGAAUCGGAAACAAACCCUUCAUGGACAUUAAACCCAGCGACUCUGCCAUCAGUGAUCGAGCUGUGGACUACAUUAUGAAAGGGUCAGAAUCGAGAAUGAGGGCAUCUGUGGCCGUGUCCUCGUUUGAUCACUCCACGCCGUUUAAGAGACCUCACUCCACCAUCUCUAACAGCAGCUCAUCUUCCUCCAGUAGUCAGUCUUCAUCAUCACUGCUGGGAUCUCUUAAUCUUCAUCUUUACCCUUCACAUCCACUGCCCGGCUGUCCCUCUCUCACUCACUGGCCGUACGACUGUAUCGAGGAGGACGAGUUAGAGCAAGAUUCAACAUCACAACCAUCCAUCAAUGAUUGUCUAGUCUCUGAGAACACCGAGUCAUGUAUGAGUGCGGUCCAGCGUCAUCCUGCUGUCAUCAUGGAGAGUUACGGCAGUGACGGAGGAUCGUAUCUCUCUUCUCCAACACCGUCUCCAUCUCCACCCAAAAACACAACAUCUGUCCUGUACCACAAAGAGCAGGAGUUACAGACCGGCAACUUCAUUACAGCUCUGUGAGUUUAUUGAAGCUGUUGGAGAUCAGAGACGUGUGAAUGAACAGAUGAACUCUUCAGCACUAUAAGACUCUUAAUAAGACACCACCGAUAUUCAUCCAGCGAUACAUCCAGACUUCACUGUUUUUACUUAAAUGUUGUUAAAAUGAAUUAUGAGCGUUUCAUCAUAAGAUUAUGGAUGUAAAUCUGUUGUUUUUUUACAUUAACAUGUACAGAGACUUACAUUGUCAUGUGUUUAUUCCUUUGCACAGUAUUGCUGAUUUGUACAAAUAGUUAAAGGGUUUAAGGCACUACUAAUAAAAUCCAUUAAGGAUUAAACUUUUAAUGAUAAUUGAGUCACUGACGAAUAAAAAAAUGCAAACUGGA